This is a messenger RNA of Lepus europaeus (European hare), 6771 nucleotides long. RefSeq names its product polycystin family receptor for egg jelly-like. The transcript has 2 exons. Gene Ontology annotation, biological process: detection of mechanical stimulus. Gene Ontology annotation, cellular component: membrane. The coding region runs from base 1 to 6771 and encodes 2256 amino acids. Gene Ontology annotation, molecular function: calcium ion binding; protein binding; calcium channel activity. NCBI's taxonomy places the organism in Eukaryota, Metazoa, Chordata, Mammalia, Lagomorpha, Leporidae. The record is from RefSeq and is a predicted model, not a curated record.
AUGCGGGCUGGGCCAGCGGUCCUCCUCCUCGGCCUGGGCCUGGGCCUGGGCGGCCUCCCACCGGCUCCGGCUCCGGCUCCGGCUCCGCGCCAGUCCAGCACCACCGGCCCCGGGUGGCCGGCCCCGCCGUGCGGCGACCUCCUCAGAGGCGCCCCGAGUCUGAGCGACCGCGGAGGCCUCGCCCGCCUCCGCCUGCGACGCCUCCCUGCCCCUGGGGGCGGCGCCCUCCUGAGCGGCAGCCGCGGCCUCGACUUCUCCUGUGCCCGGGGGCGCGCGGCCGCGCCUGGCUGGUACCGCCUCAGCGUGCGGGUCCGGCUCCGCGCCCGUCGCCGCCUGCAGGGACUCGCGGCGCCGGCGCACGUCGACCUGCACCUGGCGGCGCCCGGGGGCCGCCUGGCCCUGGCCUGGUUCCUGUUGCUGCCGCUGCCGCUGAGGCGCCCGCUGGGGCCCCUGGCCUGGACCUUCCAGCUGGGGCUGCUGGGGCCUGGGGACGCCCGCCCGGCCCGCCACGCCGCCCGGGCCCAGCGCUUUAAGCCUCGCUUCCUGCCUGCGCUGCCGCGCCCCUACACCGGCUUUGUGGCGCAAACGCGGUAUCCCGUGAAUUCGUCCAACCAAAGCGCCAUGGAGUCUUCCGUGUCCUGUCAGACGGCUCCCUGCGUAAUCCAUGAGGUGAGGAUCAACAGGAACGCAGGUGUUACUGCUGUGCGCUUGACCAGGAGUGAAGGGGACGCCCUCAACGCCACCGUCAACAUGCACUGCCCAAUCUUCCAAACCCUCACCCAAAGAUGGCUGGUGUUCUCGGUGCCCGCGGUGGGCGAUGUGCCCGACUGGAAUCAGCCUUUGGAUGUGCGUCACUUGCCAAUAGGAAGCCGCCUGAAUAUCAUCCACAUCCCCCCUGCAUCCCUAUCUUGGGGGGAGUACUUGUUUAAUUUCUCAGUGACCAUCCUAACACGGGAUCCCACAGUUCCUCAGCUCUAUGACUCGGACUCCAUCUAUGUCUCGAUAGUGCGAAGCCCCCUGGUCGCAGUUCUUGGUGGAGAUGCCAACAUCACAGCUAAUUAUACAGAUGAGGUGAUUCUGGAUGGAAGCAUGUCCUCUGACCCGGAAGAAAACAACAAAUUGCAGGGGCUCCGUUUUAUCUGGUACUGUACCACAAAUAAAAAAAACUACGAAGGAGAUCAGAUACAAGUGGCAAGCAAGGACGUGUGUCACCCGGACCAGGCUGAUCUGAGGUGGCCACAGGCUUCUAACCCUGUGCUAACCCUUUCCCCAGGAACGCUUCAAGGGGGCCGUGCAUAUUUCUUCAGAAUGGCGGUACAGAAGGGUGGCCGAAGAGCAUUUUCGGAUAAAACGGUAAAUGUGCUCCAGAGACCACCUCCUUUAGCACACAUUUCAUGUAUUGAGAAUUGUGGCAGCAAGUUAAUUGUAUCAGAUCGGUUUUCUUUGUACCUAAAUUGCACGGACUGUGUAAGCAGUGAUUUCUAUAACUGGUCAAUUGUGUCUGAGUCAGGAGCUGAGAUGCCACUUGAUUGGGCGGGGCAAACUGUAACAGGGAGAAAUGGUGCUUAUUUGUCUGCAAAAGCUUUUGCUUUCAGUCAUCUUUUGGAAGGGAAUUACUGGGUUUCUGUGCAAGUAACGAGUUGGGGUGGGAAGACCCUGGAAUUCAAGCAUCCCAUUAUUCUUAACCGUAGCCCUCAAAUAGGAGAAUGCACAGUGAACCCAGCUAAAGGAAUUGCAUUUGUUACUAAAUUUGUUGUCCGGUGUAGCAAUUUCACAGAUAAGCACAUCCCUCUUACAUAUAAAAUAAUAGUUUCUGAUUUGAACGGCAUUGCAGAAAUCAGUUCAGUAAAAGAGAACACCUUGGGGCCCAUCUUGCACUUUGGGAGGGACUUUACCACACCCCCUUCCUUUCUCCCUGUUGGUAUGUCAGCUGAUGGUUACAAAUUGAAGAUAUUUGUUCAGGUUUAUGACUCUCUAGGAGCUUUUUCUCAGGUGACUUUGGGUGCCACUGUAGAGCCUCCUACUAGUAAAAACUCAUCCAAGAUGGUGUUGGAUCAGUUACUCAAUUCUGCCAUGGGACCAAAUUCAUCACUAUCUGUUCUGCUUCGAGACCAGAAAUUUUUAUUCGCAGGUUACUUAAUGUAUGUAGUGGGUUCCAUUUUGAAUAAUAUGAAAACCGAAUUAAAUCUCUUGGGUGACAAAGCCAGGCUCCGAGAACACCUUGUCAAUCAGUCUUCCAUUCUCCCAGUGAGCACUUUGGAGGAAAUCAACCAGGUAGUCGUGACUGUUACCAAAUUAACCCAGAAAGCCUCUGAAUUCACUCGAACUGCCCAGAAAAGUGCCACAGUGAGGAUGUGGCAAGCAAAUCAAGGCCUACAAGAGUAUCAACGGAAAGAUAAACAUUUUCGCUCUGAACAAAUAGAAAUCAUAGGCACUGGAAUAUUAACAAGUUUGUCUAAUAUUCUGAAACAGAUUGCUCAUCACGAAGUAGUGGAAGAUCCUUUCCACCUAGCAGAAUCACUGGCAGACACUGUACUGGCUUGUAAGGUGCCAGGUAAUGAAACUGCAAUGAAGAGCGCCAGCAUUAACAUGUUUUUGGAGAAAGCUGAGAAGCAGAAUGUGACCCAGGUCUUCAGAAACAAGAAAGACUGCCCAAACUGUUUUCAGGCAACACUCAAUGGGAGCACAGUUCCUGGUCUGCCCGCAAAGGCUGUAGUUUCUACAAUGUUUUGUGAGUUUGCAGACGACCCCUUCCCUUGGUUACAUUAUCCAGAAAAAAUUUCAACCCAGGUGGUUGGUUUCAGAAUGUGGGGAGCCGCCGAAAAUGGGGACGCGAUAGAGAUCACACCCAGUGUAGUGGAAGUGUACCUCAACAGGAAAAACUUGACUUUUGCAGCUUUUAAUCUCACAGUGGGACCCGCGGAGGUCAGCGAGUCCUUGAAGAAGACGACAGGGGGGUUUAGCUUUGAAGUGGACCACAGAGAAGUUACGGAGGUGCUGGUCCACAUUGUGACAGAAGUGACUGUGUUGUUCAAGGUGCUGGUGUAUGCAGGCAGUCGGGUCACCCCCACUGGUCUGGUCACAACCUUCCUCGUGCCUUAUGACAUCCCUCCAAUUGCCAACCAGAGUGACCAGUUUGACCCUGACUGUGCAGUUAAGGAGGCCCGCGUGAUCUGCCUCCCAGCGUCCCUGCUGCAAGUCAUAGCUCAGCAUAGCCAGUCGCCCACAUGUGCCAUAAUCAUGAUGCUGGAGGCACCUCGUUUCGUCCAGAAGCCCAAUGACAAGCUUGUGAAAAUUUCUCUUUUCAGUGCCCACUGCCUGGGUAUGUACCAGAUCCAGAGUGACUGGAGAGAAGAUUACUGUAGCCUCGGUGAGAGGACUACCUGGCAGAGAGUGCACUGUGUCUGCAAGAAAAUGGGGAGGACCAAGCGGCACCUGAGGAUAAGUGAGCUAGCCAACACUGACCUGCGUACUCACUUCCUGACAUCCGAGGUCAUUGUGAUCCCUAAUCCUGUAGAUCUACGGUUAAAGAACAUCAAGAAAAUUACCCAAAACCCUGUGACCCUUUUCACUGUGCUUUUUAUUUUGCUCAUAUAUAUCAUCCUAGCUUUCUGGGCCCUACACAGGGAUGAAAUGGAUGAAUAUCUUCGAGACCAUAUCAUAAUUCUACCUGAUAAUGAUCCUUAUGACAAAAUAUGCUACCUGGUCACUGUUUUUACAGGAAGUCGAUGGGGAUCUGGAACCAGGUCCAAUGUCUUUAUUCAGCUUAUCGGAACAGAGGGUGCCAGUACUACACAUUGUUUAAGCCACCCCAAUUUUACCACUCUGUACCGGGGAAGCAUCAACACUUUCCUUCUAACAACAAAAAGUGACCUGGGGGACAUCCAUUCCAUUCGUGUCUGGCACAACAAUGAAGGUGUAUCACCUAGUUGGUAUUUAAGUCGAAUCAAGGUGGAAAAUCUGUUCAGCAAACACAUCUGGCUUUUCAUGUGCCGCAAGUGGUUUUCUAUUGACACUGGUAUGGACAGGACAUUUCAGGUUACACAACCAGACCAGCCUCUUAGAAAAAGGGACUUCUUCUUGAUUGAUAUUUCUAAGAGGUUAGGGGAAGACCACUUGUGGUUCUCUAUUUUUGCUGGUGUUGCUUCUAAGUCAUUCAACAGGCUCCAAAAAUUGUCCUGUUGUUUAACAUUGUUGCUAAGCACUCUCCUUUGCAAUAUUAUGUUCUUUAAUCUAAAUGAAGAGGAUGAAACAGAGUCAAAAGAGUUGCACUACCUCAGAUCAAUGGCAAUAGGGAUUGAAAGUGCCCUAAUUACAGUCCCUGUACAAUUAUUAAUAACUUUUUUGUUCACGCAUUCUCAGAAGAAACAUCAAGUGGAUCUAGAUAAGGUAGCUCCUCGCAAGCAUCCUAUUAUGUCAGAAGAGAGUGGAUACUGGGAUGAUCGUUUGAACAAGUGGCAUGCUCAUGAGGCUGCUGAGGAAAGCUCCAAGAAGCCUGGAAAGCUCAAAUCCCAGGGGAAGCUGGCACCUCCCAAGGUUUCUGAGAAGGCAACCUUGAAAUCUGUAUCCAGGCAUGAGAAAGAAGGAACCAAGGCCUCAGGGAUCCACACAGCCAACAGAAAUUUCAGUAACAAAAAUGUAGCAGAAAAUCAAGAUGUUCAUAAAGGAGCACCUUCUUCCCAACAAGAUCAUAAGUCCCUUAAAAAAAAGUCACAAAUUGUCCUGCCUUGGUGGUGUGUUUACAUAGCAUGGUUCUUGGUGUUUGCCACUUCCAGCAUAUCUGCCUUCUUUAUCAUCUUCUAUGGACUGACUUAUGGCUACAACAAGUCGAAAGAAUGGCUCUUUGCCUCUUUUUGUUCAUUUUUUGAAUCCAUUUUUGUGGAACAGCCAUCUAAAAUUAUACUGGUGUCAGGAGUCCGAACAAAUAAGCCCAAGUAUUGUAAAAACAUCCCGUGGUCCACCAAGUAUCGUUACAGUCAGAUCAGGCUCACCAGGACAAGGAUGAAUCCAGAUGAGAGGAAGAAACUGCACCAGCACAUCGUUAAAAUCCAAGGGUCCAGGAUGUACCAACCCCUCACAGAAGAUGAAAUCAGAAUAUUCCAAAGGAAGAAGAGGAUCAAGAGGAGGGCCUUCCUGUUUCUGAGUUACAUCCUCAUCCACUUUAUCUUCCUAGUCCUUCUGUUGCUGCUCAUUGUCCUGCUGCGUCACACCGACAGCUUCUACUACAACCAGUUUAUUCGUGAUCGCUUCUCUGUGGACCUGGCUUCUGUGACGAAGCUGGAGGACAUCUACAGGUGGCUCGAGAGCAUGCUGGUGCCUUUGUUCCACAAUGACCAGAAUCCAACAUUUCUUCUUGACAGCUCAUCCAAAAUCCUUGGCCUUCCACUCAUGAGGCAAGUGAGAGCAAAAUCCGGUGAGAAGAUGUGUCUGCCUGCCGCAAACUUCGUGCAGAACAGCAACAUAAAAGAAAUCCGUUGUCGCCCCCAAUACGGCGUUGACCCAGAAGACACAAAAAACUAUUCUAGCUUUUGGAAUGAAGUGACCAAGCGGCAGACAGGCAAGAACGCCACUGGGUUUACUUACAAGCCGCAGGGAAAGCGAUGGGUGUACUAUUCCUAUGGGCUGUUACAUACCUAUGGAGGAGGGGGCUAUGCGUUCUACUUUUUCCCAUCAGAGCAGCUGUUUAAUUCCACAGUGAGGCUCAGAGAACUCCAAGGAAGCAGGUGGCUUGAUGAGAAGACGUGGGCUGUGGUUUUGGAACUAACGACUUUUAAUCCCGAUGUGAACCUGUUCUGUAGCAUUUCUGUCCUGUUUGAGGUCUCUCAGUUAGGAGUCGUCAACACGAGCAUAUCUAUGCACUCGUUCUCACUUGCUGAUUUUGACUGGAAAACUUCAGCAGAAAUUUACUUGUAUGUGGCCAUUCUCAUUUUUUUCUUAGCCUAUAUUAUUGACGAAGUCUACGUCAUUACACAAGAAAGAGCCUCCUACGUGCAAAGUGUGUACAAUCUGCUCAACCUGGCUUUAAAAUGCAUCUUUACUGUGUUGAUUGUGCUGUUUCUUAGGAAGCAUUUCUUGGCCACGGCUGUGACUCAGUUCUACUUGUCGAACCCCGAAGACUUCAUUCCCUUUCAUGCGGUUUCUCAAGUAGAUCACACUAUGAGGAUAAUUUUGGCUUUCCUGUUAUUUCUGACAAUUUUGAAGACCCUCAGAUAUUCCAGAGCCUUCUAUGACGUACGCCUGGCUCAGAAGGCCAUCCAGAUCGCACUUCCCGGCAUCUGCCUCGUGGCACUUUUGGUUUCCAUUUAUUUCUUUAUGUACAUGGCUUUUGGUUACCUCAUAUUCGGUCAGCACGAAUGGAAUUACAGUCACUUGAUUCAUGCCACUCAGACAAUAUACUCCUACUGCAUCUCAGCUUUUCAAAACACUGAGUUUUCCCAUAACCGGGUUCUUGGGGUCCUGUUCCUCUCAUCUUUCAUGCUGGUGAUCAUCUGCAUCUUGAUCAAGUUAUUCCAGGCAGUGAUCCUGUCUGCUUAUGAAGAAAUGAAGCAGCCAGUAUAUGAGGAACCAUCAGAUGAAGUGGAAGCUAUGACCUACCUGUGUCGCAGGCUGAGGACUAUGUGUGGCUUAAUGACCCCCAAAUCGACAGCCAAAGAUGAGCCUGAGUUCUUCACCGACAUGCUAUAUGGGCAGCCUGAGAAGAAGAGCUGGCGGUACUUGGGGCUUAAGACCAGAAACAUCAAUGGGAAGAAGCGGGUAUACCUCGUGGUUUGA